AUGUCUACUAUUCCCCCACCCCGCGCCGUGGUAACCUCGCACACCGCCUCCGGCACUGCUAUCAUUUCCUCGGAUUCUCAACUUCCUCUAUUUCAUCCUUUUGGUCCUUCGGCCUCGGGUUUCACGACCAUUCACACUCUUCCUUCUCUCCCUGCCUCCCUAAUUACUCCUAUCAACCCCAAUGUCGAACAAUCAAUCCCUCGUCCACCUCCAGCUGGUUUGGUAGUUUGCACAACCGAUUUUCCUCCCCAUUACGUUACCCCCACUCAUCGAACCAUCACCUGUGACUAUAUGAUUAUCAUGAAAGGUGAACUUGUCCUACAUGUUGAUGAGGGAAAAGAAACCGUUUUGAAGGAGGGAGAUAUCUGUGUCCAGAGAGGUACAAUGCAUACUUGGGAAAACAGAACUGAUGAAUGGUGUCGCUGCGUGUGUGUUAUGGCCGGUGGCGAAAAGAUCGUCAUGGCGGAUGGAAAGACGUUGGAGCAAAGUUAUACUGCACCAAAGCCCAAGAAUUAG
Molecule: messenger RNA, 516 nt
Organism: Botrytis deweyae
Lineage: Eukaryota; Fungi; Ascomycota; Leotiomycetes; Helotiales; Sclerotiniaceae
Exons: 2
Coding region: 1-516 (171 amino acids)
Source: RefSeq, a predicted model, not a curated record